Molecule: messenger RNA, 2335 nt
Organism: Porites lobata
Lineage: Eukaryota; Metazoa; Cnidaria; Anthozoa; Scleractinia; Poritidae
Source: the annotation of a GenBank genome assembly
GGCAACACGCAUAAAUGCAUCACGCAAACAGCCAACACGCAAAAAGGCAUAACGCAAAGAGGCACCACGCAAAAAGGCAACACGCAAAGAGGCAUCACGCAAAGAUCCAACACGCAAAAAGGCAGUACGCAAAGAGGCAUAACGCUAAAAGGCAACACACAAAAGGCAUCGCAAAAAAGGCAAUUUGCAAAAAGGGCAUCACGUGAGAAGUUUACUUAGGAAUUAGGCCUGGUAUUUAGGAAGUCCUUAGAUAACAGCGACCGAAACCAGGUUGAGCCUGCGAUACCAAAAACGUCAUGCGGUCUUGCCCAUAAUUUUGUACCAAAAUGGCACUCAGAGGAACCGUUUUGCCACGCUAGUGUUGCAGAGCUGUGAAGUUGCACAUGCAUGUUCAAGAUUAAAAAAGGUGAGUCUAUUCAACGAACAAAAGGAGUUUUUUUCCUGAUCCAUCCAUGACUUUGCUGUAAUAAUAAUAUUUGCUUCAAAGUCGAAAUAUUUGACAAAAUGAGUGAACCUGGUUCAGGUCGUUGUUAUACGAUUAACAACGACCUGAACCAGGUUUGAAAAACAAAGGGGUAUCACAUCAAAAUGUUUGAGAAAAAGUCACAAUACGUUUUUAAGAACUUGAAGCCUCUUAGUCAAGAUAUAGACAUACAACUAAAUGUAUAAAGACAAGAAAUUCUUUGUUUGGUACAUUGCAUUUAAUAUCUGUAUUGUCAUUGGCUGAACCCACACUUAAUAAACAAUAUCAUUGCAUGAGGUUGAAUUGGUUGAAGGUUUUAUCUACACUAGGGAAACAGCUACUCUAGGAUAGGGGGAUUUGGGGAGUUUAAUCUAGUAUAGGGUAGCAAAAUUUAGCUCAAUUAGCUCUGGUAUAGGUUAAGGGUUCCAGGGUCCCAGCGACACAUCCCCACCCAGAAAUUCCUAAAGUACCCCCCCCCCCCUCCAACCUGGGAAUGCAUAUUCCAUCGAUUUCCAUAGUCCCUCGAUCCCAAAAAAAAAUAAUAAUAACAAUUUCUUGUUUCAGGUUAUACAAAUGCAAAAGUAGUGAUUUUCAACCAAAUGAUUCUUCGUGCAUUAAUCAAGUUGUUCCCCAGUACUCAUUCUUGAGGCAUUAUUAAAACAUUUAUAUUGAAAUAAGAAUGCUCAUUAAAAAGUACAUUUAUAGAUAUAUGACAUAUAUACCUUUAAGAUUUCUUGUAAUAGAAGUGCUUCCAAAUCCCUUUGUUUGCUUAAUAACGGUAAAGGUUGAAGUGGUUGCGACUUCAUACAGUGCCUGCGUUUAAAACCCUCAUGGCGUCAUCAAGGCUUGAGACAUAACCAGAAUAAUCCGAGAACUUCUUGGUAAAAAGAUCACUCCACGUGUUCGAAUUUACCGCCACUUUUUUUAACAUGGAAUAUAUGCAUAUUUUACCGAAUAGCCGCAGACAUAACAAACUGUCGUAGACCUCUACCCACCCACCCUACCCUUCCAAACCUGGUCCAAGUCGUUCUUAUUUAAAUAUUCCUCACAGUAUUUCUUAAACAACAACGAGCGAGGCUACGAGAAGGAACUCACACAAGGAUACGAUGUUCAGUUCAUUUUAUUAACAAUUAUACAUAAUUAAUUUUAUUUACUUGCGUCCUUACAAUUAUUCUCUGCACUAGCUGACAAACACUCUAGAAGAAAGACUGCAUUCUUAGCCCCACAAAACCUUCUCCGUGGCCUACAUCAAGCCCGCCAUUUUGGUACAAAACUAUGGGCAAGACCGCAUGACGUUUUUGGUAUCGCAGGCUCAACCUGGUUUCGGUCGUUGUUAUCUAAGGACUUCCUGGUAUUUAGUACAUACUGCGUGAAGCAAACCGAAAUGGUAUUCGAACGAGACAUUCCAUCUUGCUCACCUCGUGAGGUGCUUAUUCGGUACCUUAGGCGUGCCCUGAUUGAUAAUCACAACAAGUCCAAAACGGAAUUGACAGCGAUUGCAUUUCUUUCCGGCUAGAAAACCUAAUUGAUUUACUUUUGAGAUCGGCACAUCCUUACCAAGAUGGCGCUCAGGUUUUAGCGGUUCUUCGUGCAGCGUUAACAGCAGUGGAAAAUUGCUGUCAAUCUGAGGAUGAUCCCACCAUAUGAGGGAACUUAUCACGUGAUGUCCUUUUUGCAAAUUGUCCUUUUUUGCAAAUUGCCUUUUUUGCGAUGCCUUUUUGCGUGUUGCCUUUUAGCGUUUAUGCCUCUUUGCGUGAUGCCUUUUUGCGUUAUGCCUCUUUGCGUGAUGCCUUUUUGCGUUAUGCCUCUUUGCGUUAUGCCUUUUUGCGUGUUGCCUCUUUGCGUUAUGCCUCUUUGCGUGUUGCCUUUUAG